Molecule: messenger RNA, 1896 nt
Organism: Leptonychotes weddellii (Weddell seal)
Lineage: Eukaryota; Metazoa; Chordata; Mammalia; Carnivora; Phocidae
Source: RefSeq, a predicted model, not a curated record
CCGCCGGCGGGACACACGCGCACAGAUUCUGGCUAGAGCCGCCCUGGGUGUCAGUGGCCGCGCUCCCGCGUCCGCCCCAGCUGCCGAGCCGCCUCGGCACCUGUCGGUCGGUGUGUCCCGGAGCCGGCGCCCCUGACUCCGUCGGGGCCAGGGAGUGCCAUGGUUUCCCUGCCCAGGCCCCCUGCGACCAGCUUGCUGCGGUUUUUGUUCCUGGGGCUGAGUACCCUCGCGUCCCCCUCGCGGGCCCAGCUGGAGCUCCACGUGCCCGCUGGCCUCACCCGGUUGAAGGCAGUAGAAGGAGCAGAAGUAGUGCUCCCGGCGUGGUACACCCUGCAAGGGCAGGUAUCUUCGUCUCAGCCGUGGGACUUGCUCGCCGUGAUGUGGUUCUUGGAGCAAGAAGGGAAGGAUCUGAACCAGGUGUUGGCGUACAUCAGUGGGGUCACGUCAAGCAAACCGGGGGUAUCCCUGGUCUACUCCAUGCCCUCCCAGAAUGUGUCCCUGCCGCUGCAGGGCCUCCGGGAGAAAGACUCUGGGUCCUACCGCUGCUCUGUGAAUGUGCAAGACCACCAAGGCAUCAAAAGGAGCCACAGCAGCAAAACUCUAGAGCUCAGGGUGCUGGGUAAGUUGGAAGUGGAGAGCACCAUUGAGUUAGCAGUUCUGUACUCAGGGGCAGAACCCAGCAUGCUGGCUAUCACAACUUUUCCCACCGUGAGGGAACAGACAGAUGAGUCUCCCAGAAAGUCAAAGAGGACAUUCCAGAAGGGACAGAAUUUUUUCAGUGGGAAAGACGGUCCCUGGACUGAUGACCCAAUUGUGUCCACAGAUGCCAUCCGUGGAUCCUUAAGCCUCACAAACCUUUCCAGUCCCAUGUCUGGAGUCUAUAUCUGCAAGGCCCACAAUGAGGUGGGCAGUGCCCAGUGCAAUGUGACCUUGGAAGUGAGCACAGGGCCAGGGCCUGCGGUGGUUGCUGGAGCUGUUGUGGGCACUCUGGUUGGACUGGGGCUGCUGGCUGGGCUGGUCCUCUUGUACCAACGCCGGAGCAAGGCCCUAGAGGAGCCGGCCAAUGAUAUCAAGGAGGAUGCCACUGCUCCCCGGACCCUGCCUUGGCCCAAGGGCUCGGACACAAUCUCCAAGAAUGGGACACUUUCCUCUGUCACCUCAGCACGAGCCCUCCGGCACCCCCAAGGUCCUCCCAGACCUGGUGCACUGACCCCCACGCUCAGCCUCUCCAGUCAGGUCCUGCCCUCACCCAGGCUGCCCAGGACAGAUGGGGCCCAACCUCAGCCAAUAUCCCCCAGCCCUGGUGGGGUCUCUUCCUCUGCUCUGAGCCGCAUGGGUGCUGUCCCCGUAAUGGUGCCCGCCCAGAGUCAGGCUGGGUCUCUGGUGUGAUGGUCCAGCCACUCAUUAGCUAAGCCAUCUGGUUUCUCUCCUUCCUAUAGGGGUCACCCCUACCUCAGAGGCCUGAGUCUUGGGGGACCACCUUCCAGACUUCCAGUCCUCUGCCCACACCUUUCUUUACUAAGGGAAAACUGAGUCUCUGUUGAGAUCCAAACAUUCAGGAAGUAGAAGAAGAGGAAGUGGACCUCAGAUUAGGAAGAGCCCCUGCCCCCUCCCCCAGUCCUCCUUAGGACUGCAGGGAACACUGCUGAGAUAGGGCCCUGGUAGGGACUGCCAGUCAAUGAGUCCUCCAGGCCCCCUUGAUCUGUACUCCACCCCAUCUAACAGCAUCCUUCACCCCCACUCCAGCUCCCUGCAUUCAUAUAACCUGUCCUGCUGGCUUGGUUGGGUUUUGUUGGGGCAGGGGAUAGGGAAAGUAUUUUUUAAACUAACUUGAAAUGUGUGUUUUUGUUUUUAUUUUGCAAAUUUCAAUAAAGAUGCAUUGUGUUUGUAUGGAAA